This is a messenger RNA of Drosophila eugracilis, 466 nucleotides long. RefSeq names its product gram-negative bacteria-binding protein 3. NCBI's taxonomy places the organism in Eukaryota, Metazoa, Arthropoda, Insecta, Diptera, Drosophilidae. Gene Ontology annotation, molecular function: carbohydrate binding. Bases 38 to 412 code for a protein of 124 amino acids. The transcript has a single exon. The record is from RefSeq and is a predicted model, not a curated record.
CAAUACCACAACACGUUCCGUUCUGUUCCGAUUCGUGAUGGGUCGACUUCCGUUGUGCCUUCUGCUCCUGACGGUGGCGAUUUGUAGUGGCCACGCCUAUGAGGCACCUGAGGCCCAGGUGCGCGUGUUCUAUCCCAAGGGAUUCGAGGUCUCCAUUCCGGAUGCUGAGGGUAUUUCACUGUUCGCCUUCCAUGGUAAACUGAACGAGGAGUUUGACGGACUGGAGGCGGGGCAAUGGGCAAGGGACAUCCCGAGUGCCAAAAGGGGUCGCUGGACCUUCCGAGAUCGCGAGACAAAACUGAACCAUGGUGAUACCCUCUACUUCUGGACCUACGUGAUUUACAAUGGACUGGGCUAUCGACAGGAUGAAGGAGCCCAUGUGGUGACCAGCUACGACAAUCAAAACAAUUAAUUAUAAUCUUAUAAACAAUAAAAGUUUGAAGCCGAGCUUUAAGCUUCUAUAGAA